AGAUGGGCGAUAACACAGCAGUACUUCAAGGCAUUCGUCGUGUAGAGGGCAUCAGCUAUCCCGUGCUGACGCCCAAUAUGAAAGGCUUCGAGGCUGCGGCCGAGGCUGGUGCAGAGGAGGUGGCGGUGUUUGGGUCAGCGACGGAGGAAUUCAGUCAGAAGAACAUAGCGUGUUCUGUCGAGGAAAGUCUGGAGCGCUUUGAGAAGAUCAUGGACGCGGCGAAGGUCUUGGACAUUCGCGUGCGUGGUUAUGUGUCUUGUGUCAUGGGCUGUCCGUACUCGGGAUAUGUCAGUCCCGAGAAAGUCGCCGCGGUGGCCAAGAAACUGCGGGAUAUGGGGUGCUAUGAAGUGUCUCUGGGCGAUACCAUCGGCACAGGCACGCCCGGGCUCAUGCGAGAGGUCAUCGACCACACCAGCGCAGUGAUUCCGAUGAGUGAGAUCGCAGUACACUGCCACGACACGUACGGACAGGCGCUGGCGAAUAUUUUAACGGCCGUGGAUAUGGGCGUUCGGGUAGUUGAUGCGUCAGUCGGGGGCCUGGGGGGAUGUCCCUAUGCCAAAGGUGCCUCGGGCAAUGUGGCGACCGAAGAAGUGGUCUAUAUGCUCCACGGCAUGGGGUUGGAAACAGGUGUGGAUAUGAACAAGCUCCUGGAGGCUGGCCAGUAUGUGAUGGGAGCCUUGGAUCGACCUUCGACAUCUCGCGUUGCGCGUGCACUGGGCUAUGUCCAGAACUCCUAGUUCAGCUACACCUCUGUCGUACUGUCGUAUAAUCGAUUGGACGUAUACCCUAACGUCACUUGAGGUGGGGCGACACAGACGCAGACUCGGGCACGGACGUGUACGUGCCCACAGGAGGAAGUAGUAGACAAAUGGCGAGUGGACUGGGAUGGUAGUUGUGGGUGUUGAUCGGCACGGGCUGUGGUUGAUAUCAACCUUUUGCGCGUGGCUUGGGUCUCUGUCACACCAACAUCAGUGCGUGUGCGUGUGCGUGUGCGUAUGCACGCCAGGACGAGUUUGCCCAUGGGCCACCCCCGUGACAUGGCGCAGUGGUAUGUAUAGAGCGUGCGCCUAGAUCGCAUUGUUACGGUGGAGCUUUAUGUGAUGCUACGCUGUAGCUGUGUGUGUUAAACUCGUCUUAAAGUGGUAUCCCUUUCUCACCGCCAAUGCCUGCCACGCUACUACGGAUGACCCGCUGAUAGGGCUAUCGUAUCUGGGCGUGGUAUGCACGAGGUCGCCUGCAGAUGUGUGCUGAGUCACACCAACUCCACGUGGCUCUGCCACAGACAGGCUGCGAUGUAUUGGGGGGGGGCGAAUGUUGAUGCAUGGUGUGGGGAAACGCCAGGGGGGGGGGGCGAAUGUUGGUGCAUGGUGUGGGGAAACGCCAACAAGCGCACUACAGCAUUGCUAUUGCUGGGGGUGAAUAUCGGUGACUGGGGUGAGGCUCGCACACACACUGCUCGCCUGCCGAUUUAUAUGUGUGGGACGGAACCACGGAGAAUGGGUAGACGUACGAAGCGCGUGCGUGUCUUUUGCACCAGAGGUUAUGUGUAACUGCCUAUCCCUGCUUGUAGUAGGAAGCAAAAAAAAAACUGCUGUUCAGGCACAGGGGCUAGACACCACGCCAUACUAUGGCAUCGCGCUCGUGUGUUGCUGGUCUGUACCUCACUGUGCCGGUGGUUUCAAGUCGCCGAUUUUAACAGGGGUUGUAGCUAGCCUCCUAGCAAUUAAAUCUACUUAACACCAA
Sphaeroforma arctica JP610 is the source of this 1743-nucleotide messenger RNA. RefSeq names its product hydroxymethylglutaryl-CoA lyase, mitochondrial. The annotation marks the transcript as partial. The record is from RefSeq and is a predicted model, not a curated record. NCBI's taxonomy places the organism in Eukaryota, Ichthyosporea, Ichthyophonida. Gene Ontology annotation, biological process: L-leucine catabolic process; ketone body biosynthetic process. Gene Ontology annotation, molecular function: hydroxymethylglutaryl-CoA lyase activity. The transcript has 5 exons.